Melopsittacus undulatus (budgerigar) is the source of this 1120-nucleotide messenger RNA. RefSeq names its product doublesex and mab-3 related transcription factor 1 (gene DMRT1). The transcript is spliced from 6 exons. The coding region runs from base 39 to 1082 and encodes 347 amino acids. Gene Ontology annotation, biological process: germ cell development; sex differentiation; regulation of transcription by RNA polymerase II. The record is from RefSeq and is a predicted model, not a curated record. Gene Ontology annotation, molecular function: RNA polymerase II cis-regulatory region sequence-specific DNA binding; DNA-binding transcription factor activity, RNA polymerase II-specific. Gene Ontology annotation, cellular component: nucleus. NCBI's taxonomy places the organism in Eukaryota, Metazoa, Chordata, Aves, Psittaciformes, Psittaculidae.
GCGCCGAGCCCUCGCACGACGGCCGCGAGCUCGCCGCUAUGUCCGGUGACUCCCCGUCCUUCAGCAAGCCCUCGGACGCCGCGGGGCCGGGGGACAAGGCGGGCGGCUUCGGGAAGGCGGCGGCCCUCAUGGCGGCCGCCCCAGCGGAUAGGGUCGCUGCCGCGGCGGGGAAGAAGCCGCCGCGUCUGCCCAAGUGUGCCCGCUGCCGCAACCACGGCUACUCCUCGCCGCUGAAGGGGCACAAGCGGUUCUGCAUGUGGCGGGACUGCCAGUGCAAGAAGUGCAGCCUGAUCGCCGAGCGGCAGCGGGUGAUGGCAGCGCAGGUUGCGCUGAGAAGGCAGCAAGCUCAGGAAGAGGAACUGGGCAUCAGCCACCCAGUGCCCCUGCCCAGUGCUCCCGAGACAUUCAUGAAGAAGAAUAGUGGUGGCAGCUCUUGUCUCUUGCUGGAAAGCAGCAACCCUGCGCACUCCACAAGUACGUCCAUGACGGCAGCUAGCUCACCAUCAGAGGGGCGGAUGCUCAUUCAGGACAUCCCUUCCAUCCCCAGCAGAGGGCACUUGGAGAGCACGUCUGAUUUGGUUGUGGACUCCACCUACUACAGCAGUUUUUACCAGCCGUCCCUGUAUCCUUACUAUAACAACCUGUACAACUACUCCCAGUACCAAAUGGCUGUGGCCAGUGAGCCUUCCUCAAGUGAGAAUGGGGGUACAAUUGUAGGGUCGGCCAUGAAAAACAGCCUUCGAAGCCUCCCAGCAACUUACAUGCCAAGCCAGUCAGGAAAACAGUGGCAGGUGAAGGGUAUGGAGAGCCGCCAUGCCGUCAGCUCCCAGUACCGCAUGUGCUCCUACUACCCACCCGCCUCCUACCUGGGGCAGGGUGUUGGUGCUCCCACAUGCCUCCCCCAGAUCCUGACCUCUGAGGACAUACCCUCCUACUCGGAGUCAAAAGUGAGAGUGUUUUCGCCUCCCAGCAGCCAGGACUCCGGCUUGGGGUGCCUGUCCAGCAGCGAGAGUACCAAGGGGGACCUGGAGUGCGAGGCCCCCCCGGAGCCCGGCGCCUUCGCGUUGAGUGCCUUGCCUUAGAUUGCAAUCUAAACUGCGAGUAAAUAAGUCUCCAAAAA